AUGAAUAAUUCUGUGUAUAUGAUUGAUGGUGAUUCUGAUGAGGAAAUCUCUACCCAGCGAGCUAUUCAGGAAAGCUUACAAGAUAGUCAUAAAUUUGAAACAAGUGGCAAUGCAACAGAGAUUGAAAGUUUCCAGUAUACCACAAGUAAAGAACAUGGGCAGAUCAUUGCAGCAAUUCGCACAGGCCAAGAGGAGGCCUUGAAGAAGCUGGUGAAGCACAGUUCUGCUUUUGAAGAAGCAGAUGAGCAAGGCUGGCUUCCUGUGCAUGAAGCUGCAGCACAGCUAAAUAAGAACAUCCUUGAAAUAACUUUAAAAGCCUCCCGUGACAUUACGUGGGAACAGUCCACUCUGAAAGGGGAAACACCUCUCUUGGUGGCAGUAAGAAAUUGUAUUGUGGACAAUGUACACUUUCUCCUGCUCAAUGGCUGCAAUCCCAAUGUUAAAAAUGAAGAGGGAGAUUCUCCUUUAGUGAUAGCAAUUAAACUUGAUUCCUAUGACAUUGCGUCCUUGUUGCUGCGAUGUGGGGCCAGAGUGAAUUUGCGCUGUGUCCAUGAGAGAACUGCUCUGCACGAGGCAGCCAGACUGGGCAGGAAGGACCUGGUGCAGCUGCUCCUGGAUGCUGGAGCAGAUCCCGACCCCCGCAGUGGAUAUGGGCUCACACCUCUAGCACUGGCUGCACAGAUGGGACAUACAGAAAUUAUGGAGCUCUUACUGCAAAAAGGUGCAGAUGUUCUUUCACAGGCAAAGGACUGUGCUUCUAUAUUGUUUGAAGCAGCAGGAGGAGGAAAUCCAGAUUCUGUGAGUCUUUUACUAGAAUAUGGGGCUGAUGCCAAUGUACCAAAGCACUCGGGUCAUUUGCCAAUCCACAGAGCUGCAUAUAGAGGACACUUUCUAGCUCUAAAAUAUUUAGUUCCAGUGACUGAUUUUGCUGCCAUUAAAGAAAGUGGGAUAAGUCCAGUUCACUCAGCAGCAGCAGGAGCACAUCCUCAGUGCCUUGAGUUUCUCCUCCAGUCGGGUUUUGAUGCCAAUUUUAUGCUGGCUCAGCGAGUUCGCAAAGGCUACGACGACCACCGGAAAUCAGCGCUGUACUUCGCUGUUUCCAACGGGGAUAUCUGCUCAGCACAGCUGCUGCUGAACGCCGGAGCCCUGACCAACCAGGAUCCCAUCAACUGCCUCCAGAUAGCCUUGAGAAUGGGCAACUACGAGUUAAUGCAUCUGCUGCUCCGCCACGGGGCCAAUGUCAACUACUUCUGCCGUGUGAACACCACGCAUUUCCCUUCAGCUCUGCAGUACGCCCUCAAAGACGAGGUGAUGCUGAGGAUGCUGCUGAACUACGGCUACGACGUGCAGCGCUGCUUCGACUGCCCCCGGGGCAGCGGGGACCACUCCCAGUACGUGACCGCCGGCUGGACCUCCACCGUUAUCAAAGACACCAUGUUCUGUGAGGUGAUAACCUUGUCCUGGCUGAAGCACGUGUCUGGGAAAGUAGUGCGAGUCAUGCUGGAUUACGUCGAUCACGUUAAGAUUUGCUGGAAGCUCGAAGCUGUUCUCAAAGAACAGGAACUCUGGCCAGACAUUCAUUUCAUUUUAACAAACCCUCGCUCUCUGAAGCACCUUUGCCGGCUGAAGAUCCGGGCAUGCAUGGGACGGCUGCGGCUCCGCUGUCCUGUCUUCAUGUCCUUCCUUCCACUGCCAAACUGCUUGAAAGACUACAUCCUGUACAAGGAAUAUGAUCUUUAUGGACAGGAAAACUUCACGGGGAUCUACAACCUCAACUGUGCAUAAGUAUUAGUCCUGUACUUUGAAGGGAAUUUAAUGUGGACAAGACUGUUAUGCUUCUUUCUUUUGGGAUUUUCUCUCCUCUGUAUAUUAAGGAAUGCCAGCACUGUCCCCUCAGCCCCUGAAGAAAAUGGCAAGACCCCAAAAGGUAAGUAUUGGUGAUCCCAUUCUAAGGAUCUCCUGGACUAUGACCGAUCUGGAAGUUAUGCCAACAGUAUUUUAAAUGCCUAGUGUGCCAAGUUAAGGAAGUGUAGAAUACAGGGCUGCAGGCCUUGUGUUAUGGCUAAGUUAAAGCCUGUCAUAUCAGAUACCACUGCCCCCAUUCCAGGGUUAAACUCAGGGUUUAAAGGUCAGGGAUUUGACUAAAACCAGGAAGGGAUGUAGUUUUCUCUUGUGCUUCUUCUCUUCUCUUGACAAGUAGUUUUUAUUUGUGAAGUC
Messenger RNA from Sturnus vulgaris (Common starling), 2217 nucleotides. Lineage: Eukaryota; Metazoa; Chordata; Aves; Passeriformes; Sturnidae. The record is from RefSeq and is a predicted model, not a curated record.